This is a messenger RNA of Pipistrellus nathusii (Nathusius's pipistrelle), 408 nucleotides long. NCBI's taxonomy places the organism in Eukaryota, Metazoa, Chordata, Mammalia, Chiroptera, Vespertilionidae. The record is from the annotation of a GenBank genome assembly.
AUGGUCCAGCUCACUCCGCUCCUCCUCAAGACCUACCAUGGAGGCCACCUGACCAUCCGCCUUGCCCUGGGGGGCUGCACCAACCGGCCUUUCUACCGCAUCGUGGCCGCGCACAACAAGUUCCCCCGGGACGGCCGCUUCGUGGAGCAGCUGGGCUCCUACGACCCGCUGCCCAACACCCACGGGGAGAAGCUCGUGGCUCUCAACCUGGAGCGCAUCCGCCAUUGGAUCGGCUGCGGGGCCCACCUCUCCAAACCCGUGGAAAAGCUUCUGGGACUUGCUGGCUUUUUCCCUCUACAUCCCAUGUUGAUCACAAACGCUGAGAGGCUUCGACGGAAACGGGCACGUGAAAUCCUCUUAGCAUCUCAGAAAACAGCGACAGAGGCUACAGAAACAGAAGCAAGCUGA